Messenger RNA from Salvia hispanica, 1646 nucleotides. RefSeq names its product auxin transporter-like protein 2. NCBI's taxonomy places the organism in Eukaryota, Viridiplantae, Streptophyta, Magnoliopsida, Lamiales, Lamiaceae. The record is from RefSeq and is a predicted model, not a curated record.
GAUUCAUCUGUGCUGAAAUUAGAUCACGCAAAGAUGGCGGCGUCGGACAAGGUGGUGGAGAGCGUGAUAGCCGGAAGCUACGAAGAGAUGGAGACCGACGGCAAGCCCCGAGACCUCCGAUCCACCAUUUCCAAUUUCUUCUGGCAUGGCGGCUCCGUCUACGACGCCUGGUUCAGCUGCGCUUCCAAUCAGGUGGCGCAGGUGCUGCUGACGUUGCCGUACUCGUUCUCCCAGCUGGGGAUGACGUCAGGCAUUCUGUUUCAGCUGUUUUACGGCGUGAUGGGCAGCUGGACGGCCUACCUCAUCAGCAUUCUCUACGUCGAGUACCGAACCCGAAAAGAGCGUGAAAAAGUCGAUUUCAGAAACCAUGUUAUUCAGUGGUUUGAAGUGCUGGAUGGGCUGCUGGGGAAGCACUGGAGGAAUGUGGGACUGGCUUUCAACUGCACUUUCCUUCUCUUUGGAUCCGUAAUUCAGCUCAUUGCCUGUGCCAGCAAUAUUUAUUAUAUAAACGACAAUUUGGACAAGAGGACCUGGACCUACAUAUUCGGAGCAUGCUGUGCCACCACCGUCUUCAUCCCAUCUUUCCAUAAUUACAGAAUUUGGUCUUUUCUUGGCCUUAUUAUGACUACUUACACUGCUUGGUACCUCACCAUUGCUUCCUUACUCCAUGGACAGGUGGAAGGUGUGAAGCACUCGGGCCCCACCAAGUUGGUCCUAUACUUCACUGGAGCCACAAACAUUCUCUACACCUUUGGGGGGCAUGCUGUCACAGUAGAGAUAAUGCACGCAAUGUGGAGGCCGCAGAAGUUCAAGGCAAUAUACUUGUUGGCAACAGUAUAUGUGUUGACGUUAACAAUUCCAUCGGCAUCAGCUGUGUACUGGGCUUUUGGUGAUCUCCUCCUCAACCACUCCAACGCUUUUGCCCUUCUUCCCAGAUCACCCUUCAGGGAUAUUUCCGUCAUUUUGAUGCUCAUUCACCAGUUUAUAACGUUCGGGUUUGCCUGCACGCCCCUCUACUUCGUCUGGGAGAAGGCCAUCGGGAUGCACGAGUGUCGGAGCCUGUGCAAGAGGGCGGCCGCACGCCUGCCUGUGGUGAUCCCCAUCUGGUUCCUGGCCAUCGUCUUCCCCUUCUUCGGCCCCAUCAACUCCACCGUUGGAUCGCUUCUUGUUAGCUUCACCGUCUAUAUCAUUCCCUCUCUAGCCCACAUUUUCACCUUCCGAACAUCUGCCGCUCGUGAGAAUGCGGUGGAGCAGCCGUCGAAAUACAUGGGACGAUGGGUGGGGACAUAUACGAUCAACGUAUUCGUAGUAAUAUGGGUCUUGAUUGUCGGGUUUGGCUUUGGUGGAUGGGCUAGUAUGACCAACUUCAUCCAUCAAAUUGAUACAUUUGGCCUCUUCACCAAAUGCUACCAAUGCAUGCCCCAGCUCCCGCCGUCGUCGCCGCCCCACUUCCACAAUGCCACUGCUCCUCUUCACCCUCCGCCCGCUAACCUCACUCACGCGCCGCCGCAUCUUCACGCCCUAUGAAACCAAAGCUUAAUUAUGUCUUCAAAUGUAAUGGAAUGUUGUAGUUUAGGAUGUCUUAAUUCUACUUUAUGAAAACUAUGGAUCUUCUAAUCAAUGAAAAUUUGUAUCUAUGUUUUAUU